Molecule: messenger RNA, 1969 nt
Organism: Mesocricetus auratus (golden hamster)
Lineage: Eukaryota; Metazoa; Chordata; Mammalia; Rodentia; Cricetidae
Product: probable inactive 1-aminocyclopropane-1-carboxylate synthase-like protein 2
Biological process (GO): amino acid metabolic process; biosynthetic process
Molecular function (GO): transaminase activity; pyridoxal phosphate binding
Source: RefSeq, a predicted model, not a curated record
ACACUCCAUGGGAAGAUGAUGAAGUUGUGACAGGUCCUGAUGGACCAUUUCUUGCAGCUGACUAGCCAGCAGAUGCAGGGCCUCUCACCAGAAGACCAGCAAUGCACACAAGCCUCCCAAAAUCAGGAAAAGAGGAUGGGCUAUUUACUGUCCCAGAUAGUCAACCUCUUAUGGUCUGAGGCUGUAAAGAGACUGAAGUUCAAAGAAUCUUUCCCUCACUGGCAUUCUAGAUGUGACACUAGUUGGGUAGCAGACAAACCCGGUCCCUGGCUGGGUGGUUUUGAAGCUGCCUUUGCCAGGCAUGUCCUGUCCAAAUGUGGUACUGCCAUCUAUGAAUUCUGCCACAACAACUUUGAGAGUUUUGAGGCCUAUCAGAGAAACAAAUACCACAAAAAAGUAACCCUCUGGGGUGAGAAACAUGAGCUUGGUGUAGUUGGGAAGGAAGACCCAUGUGCCAGAAUGGAGACAAUGAGUACUGACUACAUUAACCUUGGUACCUGUGAGAACAAGCUUUGCUUUGACCCAAUAAAAGAAAGGUUGAAUAAAUGUAACAUGAACUUCAUUGAUGAGAUCCUGCUGCAGUACUCUGACUGGCUAGGACAGCCCUUCCUUCGGAAAGAGCUGGCCACCUUUUUGACCCACUACUGCAGGGCACCUACACCCCUAUAUUCAGAAAAUGUGGGUGGUUCUAAAUGGCUGCUGGUCAGUCUUUUCCUCACUGGCCAUGGCUGUGUGACCCAGGUGCUUUGUAGCCUUGUACUCCUGGAUGCUUUUCCGAUCCCCACACCAUACUACAAUGACUUCGCCUUUAGCUCCUGCCUUUAUUCAAAAGUUGAACUUAUUCCUGUCUGCUUGGAAAGCCAGGUCUAGGAGACCAACUUGCUUUUUCAACUCACUGUGGAUAAGCUGGAGCAUGCCCUGACUUAGGCUAAGAUGAAGGCAAAAAAGGUCAAAGGACUUGUCCUAAUCAACCCCCAGAAUCCUCUGGGUGAUGUCUAUACCCGAUCGAUGCUGAAAGAAUACCUGACCUUUGCCGGGAAGAACAACCUACAUGUGAUCAUAGAUGAGAGCUACAUGCUGUCUGUGUUUAAUGCAUCCAUCACAUUUCACAGUGUUCUGAGUAUGAAACACUUGCCUGAACCUAACAGGACCCAUAUGAUCUGGGACACUAGUAAGGAUUUUGGCAUUUCUGUCUUCCAUUUUGGCGUUCUCUACACACACAACAAGAAGGUAGCCUCUGCCAUGGGAGCUUUUGGCUACCUCCAUGGUGUCCCUGGCAUUGCACAGUACAAGCUGCAAAUGCUCUAUGACAAAGGAUGGAUCCACUGGGUGUACCUGCCUGCUAACCACAGCCAGCUCUGGAGGGCUUACCACUAUGUCACUCAGAGGCUGGUGAAGUUGCAUCCCUUUUGUAAUGGCCACUCCAGCCUCUGUGUCUAGAUAAACUUGCAAGCUUACCUGAGUCCAUGCACAUUUGAUCAAGAACAGAUCCUUUAUCAGUGCUUCCUAGACAAAAAGCUGGUGUUAUCUAAGGGCGGAUCCUACAUGUGUAAGGAACCUGGCUGGUUCUGCCUCCUCUUUGCAGUAAACCGACAUCAGCUAAAAGUGGCCAUGGAUCAGUUCUGCAUGGUGCUCAAGGAAUACAAAAGAGACACGAGACGGAAAGAGCUGGAGCAGGCAAUCAGGACAUAGGCUGUUGACUUCCAGACAGUGACUCCAGCUAGCUUGCAGUCACGUGCUCAGGGGCCCCUGAUAUUAGCCUCUUGCCCAGAAGGCAUGGAGGGGUAAUUGGUGCUGCUAAUCAAGCCCCCUAAGCUGGAUUCUGUCAUUUUUAGAAGCCUUGUUUCUUUUUGUCUUUGCUAGCUACUAUGUACACAAAACUGAUGUUUUUAUUGUGAUGGGAGUGGGAGGACCUAAGCAGAUUUGGAGGGGUAAAGGGAAUUCCCUGGAUUCCUUUUUAGAUGGCUUU